Bombus pascuorum is the source of this 1238-nucleotide messenger RNA. RefSeq names its product sulfiredoxin-1. Gene Ontology annotation, cellular component: cytoplasm. The transcript is spliced from 4 exons. Gene Ontology annotation, molecular function: sulfiredoxin activity. Lineage: Eukaryota; Metazoa; Arthropoda; Insecta; Hymenoptera; Apidae. The record is from RefSeq and is a predicted model, not a curated record. Bases 202 to 612 code for a protein of 136 amino acids. Gene Ontology annotation, biological process: cellular response to oxidative stress.
ACACGUCACAUUCAGAGUCGUCUUACACGUAACUUAUCACGGACAUUACACAUCGUACGUAAGUAUAUGUAGUUUUAGUAUAUUAUUUUAAACAUAAUUUGGCUCUUGAAAAUAAAAACGCAUAUUUAAAUAAUGUCCAGUAAACAAUAUCUCAAAGUAAUCAUAUACAUAUGUUACAGAUUUUUAUAAUUACAUAUAUUAAUGCCACUUAGAACGAAACAAUUUGUAACAUUUUCCACAUUUCGAAAGUACUUGCAAUCAAAAAUGAACAAUGAAAGAUCCAUUAGCAUUCAUUCUGAUACACACACAGAGAUUUAUGAUAUUCCAAUGAACGUACUUAUCCGACCAAUUCCUCCAAUUGUCGAUGAAGAAAAGGUACAAAGCUUAAUGAAUACAUUAAACGAUCCUGAAACAGUAUCAUUGGUACCGCCAAUCGAUGUUUUGUGGAUUAAAGGAAGCGAAGGCGGCGAUUAUUAUUACUCUUUCGGCGGAUGUCAUCGAUAUACAGCGCAUCAAAGACUUGGAAGACCAUUCAUAAGAGCGAAACUAAUACAAUCUACAAUAACGGACUUAAAAUCUUAUUUAGGCGGAUCUACUCCCAAUUUAAAAUAGCCGUAUUUGUAUGUGUUAUCUAUAAAUUCUAUACGGAUCUUUAUACUUUGUUCAGAUUAUAAGUACACUGUAUGUAAAAUUUUCAUAUUUUGUACUACAUUUGUGUAAAAUGAAUCAAACCUUGAUAUGAUAAAAAGUUGCUCAAUGUCUAUAAAAUUGGGAAACCAGAAAUAUAUACACAAUCAUUUUGUAUAAAAGUAUGGUCAUGUUUAAUAUGUCAUAAUAUAUUAAUCUGAAUAUUUAUAGUCAUAAAUCUAUAGUUUUUUGUGUAUAUAUAUAUAUAUAUAUAUAUAUAUAUAUACAUAUAUGUAAUAUAUAUUUUUUUAUAUUAUAUUACAAUAUAUUUAAUAUGUAAUAUAUAUUACGUAUUAAAUAAUAAUAUAUAAUAUUAUAAUAUAUUUAAAUACACAUUUUAUAUAUAGCUUUUAUUUAUUUAUUUAUUCUUUUUUAAACACAUAUACAAAACUGCAAUUUUAAAUUCAUAUUCACAAAUAUCUCUCAUAAUCGAACUCUCAAAGUUUUCAACUUUAUUUUCGACUUGUGCUUAAUUAUGUAUUAUAUUCCUCUGAUGUAAUAUAUAGUAUAUAAUUUUUAAAAUAAGCAUCAAAAAUCUCUUCUCUUUUUAA